AUGGAUCAUGUAAGCGAAGUUAUUUCAAGGGCAUUUCACGACUCCGAAAUCGCAAAACGUUUUUCCUGUAGAAGAACUAAAUCUGCCGCAAUUGCCUACAACGUCUUAGGCAAUAACCUCGAGGAAAAAAUGCUUGCAGAAUUACGUCCAAGACCAGAAAAUGAAACUGAGAGAAGCCCAGUAUUUUCGCUCAUUAUCGACGAGAGCACAGAUGUCAGUACUACCAAGGUACUUGCAGUAGCAGUAAAGUACUACUCUGAAAAAUUGCAAUCUCCACAAACAAAAUUUUUGUGUAUGGUGGACUUAAAAGCAAUAAUGCAUGGAAAAGAGGGGCUACGACAGUUGGAAGGAGGAUGUAGCAGAUUUAAUCCUGACAGAAGUAUGAUCAAGUUAAUGGACUCAAAACAGCUUUAUGACAAUGUAACCCAACAAAAAAAUGAUGAAGAAUCUUAA
Parnassius apollo (apollo) is the source of this 453-nucleotide messenger RNA. The record is from the annotation of a GenBank genome assembly. Lineage: Eukaryota; Metazoa; Arthropoda; Insecta; Lepidoptera; Papilionidae.